This is a messenger RNA of Paramecium tetraurelia, 777 nucleotides long. RefSeq lists its product as uncharacterized. The record is from RefSeq and is a predicted model, not a curated record. NCBI's taxonomy places the organism in Eukaryota, Ciliophora, Oligohymenophorea, Peniculida, Parameciidae. The transcript has 2 exons.
AUGAAUCAAUAAUAGAAUUAGCAAGAAGGAGUCUCAUUUCCACCUUCAAUGUCUUAACAACCACCAAAAUAGUUUGGAAGUCAAUUCGGAAUACUUCCAUAACCUGCAAAUCAACCUGUAGUUCAACCUCCAAUAAACAAUUUUGGAAUCAUUCCUUAAUUCCCACCACCUAAUACCCAAGCAUCAAACCAACAAACCAAACCACCCUAAUUAGCAUUCAAUCUCCAGAAUAAAUAAUAAUAGAUCCCUCCAAUAAUACCAAGUUAGCCUUAAUCUAAUUUUAUAUAACAAAAUAACCCUAGUAAUAAACCAAUGUAAUUUUAAAAUCCCCAGCCAAACUUUGGUUAGAUUCCCUAAGGUGGCUAAAAUCCUCCAAAUUUUUCAAAGAUACCCUUCCCAAAGGCUGAUCCUAAUACUAAUAAUAAUAAUAAGUUUAAUCCAUAGAAUCCCACCUUUGCACCAAACUAAAAUAAUCCCUAAUUUCCGAUGCCCAACAAAUUCCCAUAACCAAUGAACAACAAUAUUGUUGCUUCUCAACCAAAAUAUGAUCCGAUGAUUGUUAAAGAUGAAUAUGAUAAAAUGAAAUUAGUAGAAAAUUUUACAAAAUACAUAGGGGAAGGAAACUUUAAUUGGGCUAUUGAAUGUUUGAAGCAAAUCAUAAGUAAUGAUAUCAGAGUAAAAAUUAAAGAUGGAUAAAAGAAUAGUAAUUGAUACAUAUACAUGAUAUCCCACAUAAAUUAUUAUGAAUAUUAAUUGAAAUCUAACAAAUAAAAGUUU